Molecule: messenger RNA, 3494 nt
Organism: Psammomys obesus (fat sand rat)
Lineage: Eukaryota; Metazoa; Chordata; Mammalia; Rodentia; Muridae
Gene: Sema4g
Product: semaphorin 4G
Exons: 16
Coding region: 502-3141 (879 amino acids)
Biological process (GO): negative regulation of axon extension involved in axon guidance; semaphorin-plexin signaling pathway; neural crest cell migration
Molecular function (GO): chemorepellent activity; semaphorin receptor binding
Source: RefSeq, a predicted model, not a curated record
AGGGGCAGGGACCCGCGUGGAGAGAAGUGUUCCCCUGGAUCUGGGUCAUGUCUCCCGGCUUCCGGCGGGAUCGAAGGAGAGCUUGUCCUCGAGAGCCGCAGCAGUAGAUGCUGAGGUUAGAUCUGAUCAAAGGAGAGAAUCGCGGACUGUCCAGGACGGUGGAGGGAGGGGAAGAUGAGGGAGAGGCGCCCUCAAACCAGGAGAGACCGCCAUCCUACCGGGCAGAGGGAAAUACCGCUAACCCCAGGCAGAGAACAGACAGAGAACUGGAACUUGCCCUGUGGUUGGGGGCAAGGUGACCCCUUCAGUAGCCUACAAUCCAGCGAGGACCUUACAAUGUCCACUCUCCAUGGAAUUUGCAUUUGAUACAGAAAGGCACGUGACCCAUCCCUCCCUCUGACCUCUUAGCUGUGAUUCCAUGGCCACACAACCCUGUGGCUCCAUGUCCCCCCCAUUCCAGGAUCCUCCAUGGCCCCAUGACUACUUGAUCCCCAUGGCCUCAUGACCCUGACCUUCCAUGUAAUCAUAACCUGGACUUUGACCCCAGUGAUUGCUCUACCCCUCCCCUCCUGUGACUCUGGCCCGGGCUGCCCUUGGGGUCUUGUUGGUCCGAACUUCCCCAGGAAGAUGUGGGGGAGGCUCUGGCCCCUCCUCUUCAGCUUCCUUGAAGUAACAGCAGUCCCUGGACCCUCACUGCGGAGACCAUCCCGAGAGCUGGAUGCCACCCCACGGAUGACCAUCUCCUAUGAAGAACUCUCCCAGAUUCGGCACUUCAAGGGCCCAGCCCAGAACUAUUCAACCUUGCUGCUGGAGGAGGCUUCCGAGAGGCUGCUGGUGGGGGCUCGAGGAGCCCUGUUCUCUCUCAGCGCCCGUGACAUAGGAGAUGGGGCUCACAAAGAGAUCCGCUGGGAGGCCUCCCCAGAGAUGCAAAGCAGGUGUCAUCAGAAAGGGAAAAACAACCAGACGGAGUGUUUCAACCACGUGCGGUUCCUACAGCGGCUCAACGCCACCCACUUCUAUGCGUGUGGGACUCACGCCUUCCAGCCCCUCUGUGCAGCCAUUGAUGCUGAGGCCUUCAUCUUGCCUACUAGCUUCGAGGAGGGAAAGGAGAAAUGUCCUUACGACCCAGCCCGUGGCUUCACUGGCCUCAUCAUCGAUGGAGGCCUCUACACAGCCACACGGUAUGAAUUCCGGAGCAUUCCUGACAUCCGUCGGAGCCGCCACCCACACUCUCUGAGAACUGAGGAAGCACCUAUGCACUGGCUCAAUGAUGCUGAGUUUGUGUUCUCUGUGCUGGUUCGGGAGAGCAAGGCCAGUGCAGUGGGUGACGAUGACAAGAUUUACUUCUUCUUCAUGGAACGUGAGGAAGGCUCCAGCAGCUUCAGUCAGGGUCGCAGCAGCCACCGUGUAGCUAGAGUCGCCCGCGUGUGCAAGGGAGAUCUGGGAGGGAAAAAGAUCCUCCAGAAGAAGUGGACAUCCUUCCUGAAGGCUCGACUCAUCUGCCAUAUUCCACAGUAUGAGAUGCUGCGGGGCGUCUGUAGCCUGGAUGCCGACUCGUCGGCCCACACACACUUCUAUGCAGUCUUCGCACUGACAACACAGUGGAAGACCCUGGAGGCUUCAGCCAUCUGCCGCUAUGACCUGGCUGAGAUGCAGGCUGUCUUCACAGGCCCCUUCAUGGAGUACCAGGAUGGUGCCCGGCGCUGGGGCCGCUAUGAGGGUGGGGUGCCUGACCCCAGGCCUGGCUCGUGCAUCACAGAUUCGUUGCGCAGCCGAGGCUACAACUCAUCCCAAGACUUGCCAUCCCUGGUUCUGGAUUUUGUGAAGUUGCAUCCACUGAUGGCUCGGCCUGUGGUGCCCACACGUGGGCGGCCCCUGCUGCUGAAGCGCAAUGUACGCUACACACAACUCACAGGAACACACGUCAGCACGCCGGCUGGACCCACCUAUGACCUCCUCUUUCUGGGCACAGCUGAUGGCUGGAUCCACAAGGCUGUAGUCCUGGGCUCUGGGAUGCACAUUAUCGAAGAGAUACAAGUGUUCAGGGAGCCCCAGGCUGUGGACAAUCUAGUUAUCUCUCCAAUGCAGCACAGCCUGUACGUCGGGGCUGCUAGCGGAGUCAUCCAGUUCCCUCUGUCCGGCUGUUCACGCUACCGUUCCUGCUACGACUGCAUCCUGGCACGGGACCCCUACUGUGGCUGGGACUCCAGCACCCAGGCCUGCAUGGUGGCCACCACCAUAGCCAACAGGACAGCACUGAUACAGGACAUAGAGAGAGGAAAUCGAGGCUGUGAGGACGGCAGGGAUACAGGACCACCACCACCACUGAAGACCCGCUCUGUGCUCCGGGGUGAUGAUGUCCUCCUGCCCUGUGACCAGCCAUCUAACCUGGCCCGGGCUUUGUGGCUACUCAAUGGGAGCAAGAGCCUGAGUGAUGGGCUGGAUGGUUACCGCGUGGGGGUGGAUGGGCUGCUGGUGACAGACACACAACUGGAGCACAGUGGCAUCUAUGGCUGCUAUGCUGAGGAGAACGGCCUGCGUAUGCUGCUGGCUUCCUACAGCCUCACUGUCCGUCCAGCCACCCCUGCCCCAGCUCCACAAGCCCCUGUCACGGCCGGGGCACAGCUGGCACAGGACAUGAGGUUGUUCUAUGUGGUGGCCAUUGCUAUACUUGGUGGCCUCUGCCUCAUUCUGGCCUCUUCCCUCCUCUAUGUGGCUUGUUUGCGGGGAGGCAGACGAGGUCGCAGACGGAAAUACUCAUUGGGUCGGGCUGGCCGGGCAGGGGGCUCAGCUGUGCAGCUGCAGACAGUCUCAGGCCAGUGUCCUGGAGAGGAAGACGAAGGUGAUGACGGGGAGGGAGCUGGAGGUCUGGAGAGUGGCUGCCUCCAGAUCAUCCCUGGGGAAGGAGCCCCAGCCCCACCACCCCCACCACCCCCACCCCCACCGGCUGAGCUGACCAACGGGCUGGUGGCACUGCCCAGCCGUCUGCGAAGGAUGAAUGGUAACAGCUACGUGCUCCUGAGGCAGAGCAACAAUGGAGUGCCAGCUGGACCCUGCUCCUUCGCAGAGGAGCUCAGCCGCAUCCUGGAGAAGAGGAAGCACACCCAGCUUGUAGAGCAGCUGGAUGAGAGUUCUGUCUGAGCUGGGCCUCCCCCAAAAGAUGCUCUUCCAAGGCAGCCUCUCUGCCCCAGGCUGGGCCACCGCCUCCCCAACACAGCCUCCCUCCUUCAUGCUCCCAACUCCAUGCCCUUCUUCCAGCUUUUUUGAUGUCUCUGUAGGGCUGGCCAGAGUCAUGGUUAGCCAAAGUCCCCUCUUCAGUUUCCAAGACAUACAUGUGAGCAGCCCAGGCCCAUCAGUGCUCCUCAAAGGUAGGGCUCUGCAGGUCCAGAUGGCCUCAAUGUCACCACCUUCGGCACAGCUGUGCGCUGGGCAGUCCUGAAUCAGACAAGACCUCUCUCCCGGCCACCUGCUUACGUUCACAUGUGCACAUGGAA